AUGAUGAUGAUGAUGAUGAUGAUGAUGAGCUCUUCAUCGCUUCAUCGUUGCAGCCACCGUCUAAAACAAUUCUGCAUUUUUCUUUGUAAAUUAUUUGGUACGAAUUUAGUACGUGUCCAAUCGGUUUUGAGUUUCAAAAUUGAGAAAAGCAGUACAAAAAAUGAAUUGACAGAGACAAAAACAUGCCAAAGAUAUGAAUUUUACGGCUUUUAUAAGAAUAAAUACGUUUCUCACGACAUGAUAGAAAUAGGCAUGGGAAAAAAUAAAUUACGGUACUACUAUCUCCAUUGCGACACAAUGAUGCUCUCUACCGUUGCGUAUUGAUUACUAAUACCAAGAAUCGAAUUCGACGCCUAUGGUCAUUUACGCUGUCACGUUGGCAGGCAAAUUCUGUUGUGACAGCGUGAAUUUCUACGGGAGUUGUUGAGAUUCUAAGAAGUACCUACCUAUGCCCGAAGGUUUCUUUUCGCAAAUUACUAUGCAAGAACCAUCAAAUAAAUCAUCUCUACUUCUGCGACUGAUAGCUUUUGAGAAAAAAUACUAACGAACUCGAAGAAACGGCUCCACUUUUGAAGAAACCUUUAAACGCGACGCUGCUUUUGCCGAAUGCCUCAAAAGAUCAAUUGUCAGUAGUUAGGAGAUGUUGAACGUAAAAAUAUGCAACCACACGCACCUUUCAGCCCAAUGGUAUUUUAUCGCAUAGAAAUUUGGUUUCGAAAAUUUACAAAAAAUAAAUAGCACUACUAACUUACACAACGUACAAGGGGCACCUGGUUCGGUUGAUGUUCUAAACCUCAAAUGUAGUUUUUUUUCAUAAAGAUUGACAAAGCGCUUUCUUUCGGCCAUGAUCUUUAUGCGGCCAUAAUCUGUAUCAGAAUGAACCUCGGGGGCGAAUGAAUAAAAUUCAGAACAUUUAUUCGAUAUAUCUUUCACGAAAGAGGAAAUAGAUUUUGUAUUUUGAAUUGCUUGAAAAACUAUAUGAAAAUAGACAUUAAAUAGAGAUACUCAAGCGGAAAAAUUUUGAGGCUGGCCUUCCAUGUGCGUUAGGGCUAAAAUGUUGCUGAUGUACCAUGGAGAGGCACGAUUUUUCUCUACUCUUGUUUCUUCUCUACAACUACAACAAGUUCGCUGGUGGAAAAAUACAACUCAAUUUAGCUCCUGCAAAGAAGUUAGAUAAUGACUCUAGAACUACCAGCUGAGGACUUGUUUUCAGAAAAAUUUUCUACUAUAUGCAAAAUCAUUUCUAUUUCGUUAAUAUUUUUGCAGAAUGUUUGCAGAAGCUGUUACCUUUUUUUCGCAAUUCAAUUUACAAAAUCUUUCGUUCAACAAGCAAAGCACGACUUUUGAUGAUCGAGAAAGAGCUGCUGAAGAUAUUAUGGCCACUCCGUUCUUCAAAGACCGAACACCGCUUCCGACUCGAUCAAUUGUUAGCUCCUUUCGUCCCCGAGAUUGAAUUACCUUCUUUGCCUGCGAAACCACAAGCCUAUCCAGUCCUUUACUAGGCCAUUUUUCAGAUUGCAGACCUCUUUCUCGCUACGUAUUUAUUAGUACGCCUUGAAUUCUUUGAUUCUGAUUAUUUUCUAUUGCUCGAUUGCUUUUGCUUGAUGAUUUCUACUAUAUGAAACCACGACCUUUGAGUUGAUGUUGAUCUCUACAAUUGUUUCGGAUUACCAAAACUUUCGCGCUCCAUCUGCUGAAGAAAAUUUGCUGAAAUGUACAUCCUACUCCUUCGCUUUGACUACUGACUUUUGAUCUACUAAAGCUUACUGAAUUUGAUGUUCCUGGAAUGCAAAUCAUGCUGUGGUUUUUUAAUACUAUGAAAUUCGGUUCUGCUGUUGAAGUUGUGAUUAUGUGCGUCCCAAGUAGAUGCACUGGUGAUCUCUUGGACGUUUGAACAGACGAGAUGCUCGAAAAAUCUAUUCUGCAAAGGAACUACAAUAUCUUGAGAACUCUUUUGCUUUUCUGCUUCAACACGACCCGAUACUUGUGUCCGAGUAAGCCAAUGCGAGUGAGUCGUGCAGGCUCAGCUAUCGCAGAGGCCUGCUGCCGGCGCGACGAGUGCGUUGCUUUAGGUUUGGUUUUUCUAUCGGGCGCUGUUCUAAGUACGUGUUUGUAUGAUCACACCAACGUGAUAUCUUUUCCGCGCCCGCGCAAUCAUCGGCGCUGGCACUCUCUCUUGUCGU
Messenger RNA from Amoebophrya sp. A120, 2183 nucleotides. The record is from the annotation of a GenBank genome assembly. Lineage: Eukaryota; Dinophyceae; Syndiniales; Amoebophryaceae.